This is a messenger RNA of Lymnaea stagnalis (great pond snail), 20229 nucleotides long. The record is from the annotation of a GenBank genome assembly. Lineage: Eukaryota; Metazoa; Mollusca; Gastropoda; Lymnaeidae.
GUCAAGGACCAUCAGUAGACUUUCAUACGUGUUACGUUAAUGCGUAUUCAAAAAGACACUCGAAAUACGUCUACGCAACCUUCUUGAAAUUUAUAACAAAAAUUAUUUUUAACAAAAAUUUGUUCAGUUUCUUGUUCCACGUUGCAUCAAGCCAAAACCAAUUAUUUUAAUUCUUCUCAACGUCGCAUUGUCAACAGGAAACAAAGAUACUAUCACCAAAUACUUGUAAUUGUAUUUGCAAAAAUAUGUGUAAUUUACAAUAACAAUGCUUACAUUUUUUCUAAAAUAAAAGCGGAAAUAUAAACAAUUUUUUGCGCAUGUAAAUUUAUUCGAUUUCCGAAAAGUUAAAAAAUUAACUAAUAAUUGUUUUUGACAAUUCGAACGUAUCAAAAUAUGUUCAGGUUUUUACCUUUAUGUCAGCAUACAUUAUUGAAACUGUCAAAUGACUUAUGCAAACGACAUAAAUGUCAAUGGGCAGCAGAUUAAAUCCUAAAAUCUUAGUAUGGCACUCACAGAUACGUUCUGGAACCAGCUCCCCUUCCAUAUACGUCAUAGUGAAACCUCGUCCAUUUUCAAAAAGUCCCUUAAAACUCAUCUGUUUAGGUCCGCCUAUGACCUGUGAUGCACCCUCCUUGCCAUACCUAAUUUUCUGUUUCGGUUUAAUCCUGAAGUGUCAAAGUGUCCUCUUUUUAUAGCCAUUUUCAUUGUUUCUAUAGAAUAGUAGUUACUAUCCUAGUGUCUCAUUUGUUUUUACUUAGUUUACAUGUUUUAAUAAUUGUAAAGCGCUUAGAGCUUUAUGAUAAGCGCUAUAUAAAAAUGCCUAAAUAAAUAAAUAAAUAAAUACGCCAUGUUUUGCAAUUUUAUCCAAGCACCAAAAAAGCCCACCCAUGAAGCUUGUAUGAGACAAUCCUCCAAAGUUUCAUUCAAAUAAUUACUUAACAUAAUACAUAAGUUAAAAUACAAUAAUUAAAGUUGAGCAGUUAAUAACAUAUUACACAACCAGUAAGUUCAAACUUUAACGUAUAAGAUAAGAUAAGAUAAGACAAGAUUCUUUUAUUGAUCCAAAUAAAUGGAAAUGUUUCUUGAUUGCAUUAUACAUUUUCAGCAUGCCGGUAAAUUCGUACAGAUUGGGGAAAAAAAGAAUUUUUACGUCGGUCAGUCCUCGCCCUGAUGGAAAGAAUUCGUCCCGAACGGCACGAUCCUAAGUAUAUGUGAUGAAGAGGGUGGGUAGUAUCAUCCAAAAUGUAUUUAGUUUUGCAAAAACAUCUUUCUUCAAAUAGUUCUUCAAGUGAAGGAUGUUGAGUUUGUGAUAUAUUUCUAGCUUUCUUGAUUAGUCGGUUUAUGCAGUGUUUAAUAUCAGACGUUGAAUUCCCACACCAGCAGGUAAUACUGAAAUUAAUCAGGCUUCCAAUAGUUGCAUUGCAGAAUAAGUUAACGACUUGUUUGUUUACGCCGAAAUUGUACAGUUUUUUGAGGUAGAACAGUCUUUGGUUGAAUUCCUUAUACAUAAUUUGGCCGUGCUCAUGCCAUGUUAGCUUAUUAUUAAUGGUGACACCUAAGUACUUGUACGCCUCCACUUUGCCCACAUUUUGAUUUUUUAUGUUCAAAUCUGUAAUCUGGUGUUUCCCCCUCCUGAAAUCAACAAACAUUUCUUUUGUUUUUGAGACAUUCAACUGGAGAAAAUUUUCAUCGCACCAAUUGAUAAAGCUUGUAACUAAGUUGCGGUAUAUGCCUUCUCCUUCAGAUAUUAAGCCAACAAUGGUGGUAUCAUCAGCAAUUUUAUUUUAAGAUUGGAACGGUGUUGCCUGAGCUUUGAAUAUAAUUUGUAUAUAUUGUAUACAGUACAGGGGAGAGAAUGCAGCCUUGUGGUGCCCCAAUGCUUAUUUAUCUGGUUAGAGAUAAUUGGUUAUUUACUUUGACAUAUGGUGGUCGAGUGGUUAAAAAGUUCAGUAUCCAAGACUGAAUAUUUAAAUUGUAACCUAAAGAGGAAAGUUUCUUUAUCAUAAGGUGUGGUUGGUUGGUGUUAAAUGCUGAUGAGAAGUCUAAGAAAAGCACUCUGGCCUAUGUUUUAGGACUGUCUAGGUGAUGGUAAAGUUUCUUCAACAAUAGUAAGAUUCCCUUCUCAGUACUUCUUGCAGGUUUAUAAACAAAUUGGUGGGGGGUCAAGUUUUUGCUGUACUUCAUUCAAAAUUUAUUUCAGAAUUAUUUUUUCAAACCAUUUCAUGACAAUAGAGGUAAGUGCAACAGUUCGUAAGUCGUUGUUGCACGUUACCUUAAUUUUCUUUGGAAUUGGUUUGAUUUCUUAAGUUUUCCCUAUUGUGUGAGUUACAUAAGAUUUAUUAAAUAUGUAACAAAAAAUUUAGGAGAGCUGCUCUGAAAAUAGUUUAAUGAGCCGACCACUUCAUUUGUCUGGUCCCGAGGCCUUGGUUGCGUCCAUUUGUUUAAAUAAUGACAUCACUCUCUGUUCGGUAAACAAUAAACUACCAUCCUAUGUACAUUUCAUACAUUAUAGUUAUUUUAUUUUAUAUUAAUAUUCUAAUGCUCAUCUACUUUUUCACCACUCGAUUAUUUCACUAACAAUUUCAGAACAAACGAAAAUAUCACGCACCAAGAACGCAUUUUUGGGGGGUUUUAGAAUCUCAUUUAGCGCCAGUUUUCGGGAAUUUUAUCUCGUGACAUCAAAGGUAUUACAUUUCUUUCACUUUUUCAUUUGAAAACAGCAAAAACUGAUUUUCAUAUUUGUAGUUCAGGGUUGGGGCUAAAAAUAUAAUACGGUGUGUUGUCACUUGCAAAACAUCUAUGUGCAAAGUGGAUCAAAGAGACGUCCGAGAAUGUGAUCCACCACCCAACCACGAACCAAAUCUUUAAAACAAAACAGGAACUAAACGAAGAUGAAAUAAAAGAUUUAAAAAGUUAAUUGCAAGUAAUUAAAGAACACCUAAAACAAACUUAUUCAUAUAAUUGCUUUUUAAAAUGUACUAUCGAGCAGUGGGGGUUGGCCUGAAAAUUUGAGAAAACAUGCACGCAAGUAAGGCAAUUUUUAAGAAUUUUUUCACGCCCUUUCAUCAUAGUGAUAUUCUAAUGACCCUCCAGAUUUUACACCACAUAAUUUAACUAACCAACAAUUUGAUAAAUGUUUUUUUUAAAUAUAAUUCCCCAAAAACAGUUGAAAUAUUUUUUUUUAAGAAUCUCACUUAGCGCAGUUAUAAGGAAUUGUAUACCUUAGAAUUAAAGGCAUCAUAUUUCCAUCAUCUUCCCCUAAAAAAAGGUGGAAAUAUUAUGUUGGGGGUGUGGUUGGGGCUGCAACUUUGAAACAAAAUGUUGACUACAGCAGCGGGUCUAUGUGCCCAUAUCAGCUUGAUAGGUUGACGGAAAAUGGGUGCAUUAGCCAUCCAAAUAUUUUUUUAAGCUCAUGUCAAACAAACAUUUAUUAAAGUUAAUAUAUAGGAUUUAAUAACUAAAUGACCAUUAAAAACUUAGUUUUCGUGUAACUCCUUUAUAAUAUUAAUAUCAAGCAAUGGGGGUGAGUGGGGGUGAUAAGUUGACAAAAUAUGCAUUAAACCAACACACUAAAUAAAGAUGCCAAUUAGUACGCCUUAGUCAAUGUUCCCAGUCAAUGGUCUAAAUCAUUGGUCCAAGUCAAUGUCCCAUGUCAAUGAUCCCAGUCAAUGGUCUCAGUCAAUGGCGCCAGUCAAUAGUCCCAGUCAACAAUCUCAUUCAAUGGUCCCAUUCAAUGGUCCGACUCAAUGGUCUCAGUAAAUGUUCCCAGUACAUGGAGUCAGUUAAUGGUAAAUCUCCCAUUCAAUGGCCUAAGUCAAACGUUCCAGUCAUUGAUCCCAACGGUCCCAGUCAAUGGUUUCCGUCAAUGGUCUCAAUCAAUGGUCCCAGUCUCAAUGUCCAAGUCAAGGGUCCCUUUCAAUGGUCUGAGUCAAACGUUCCAGCCAUUGAUCCCAAUGGUCCCAGUCAAUGGUCUCAGUCAAUGGUUUCCGUCAAUGGUCUCAAUCAAUGGUUCCAGUCUCAAUGUCCAAGUCAAGGGUCCCUUUCAAUGGUUCCGUCAAAAACUUUGGCUAUUUUUGACGUUUGUGUACACUUCGUAAAACCAAUCGCAAAGCUUGGAAGUUUUCUCUAGGAGUAUAAGAGGGUAACCAAAGCAAUGGAUACCACAACAUAAGGAACUAUGAGGUACUGUUCUGUGUCUUAACAUACACCUGUAAUGUUCUGUGUCUAAAUAUACACCUGUACUGUUCUGUGUCUUAACAUACACCUGUACUGUUCUGUGUCUAAAUAUACAUCUGUACUGGUCUGUGUCUAUACACACACCUGUACUGUUCUGUGUCUAAAUAUACACCUGUACUGUUCUGUGUCUAUACAUACACCUGCACUGUUCUGUGUCUAUACAUACACCUGUAAUGUUCAGUGUCUUAACAUACACCUGUACUGUUCUGUGUCUAAACAUACACCUGUACUGUUCUGUGUCUCAACAUACACCUGUACUGUUCGGUGUCUAAAUAUACACCUACUGUUCUGUGUCUUAACAUACACCUGUACUUUUCUGUGUCUAAAUAUACACCUGUACUGUUCUGUGUCUUAACAGACACCUGUACUAUUCUGUGUCUAAAUAUACACCUGUACUGUUCUGUGUCUAAAUAUACACUUGUACUUUUCUGUGUCUUAACAUACACCUGUACUGUUCUGUGUCUUAAUAUACACCUGUACUGUUCUGUGUCUAUACAUACACCUGUACUGUUCUAUGUCUAUACAUACACCUGUACUGUUCUGUAUCUAUGCAUACACCUGUACUGUUCUGUGUCUAUACAUACACCUGUACUGUUCUGUGUCUAAAUAUACACUUGUACUUUUCUGUGUCUUAACAUACACCUGUACUGUUCUGUGUCUUAAUAUACACCUGUACUGUUCUUUGUCUUUACAUACACCUGUACUGUUCUGUGUCUAUACAUACACCUGUACUUUUCUGUGUCUAUACAUACACCUGUACUGUUCUGUGUCUAUACAUACACCUGUACUGUUCUGUGUCAAAAUAUACACCUGUACUGUUAUGUGUCUAUACAUACACCUGUACUUUUCUGUGUCUAAAUAUACACUUGUACUUUUCAGCGUCUUAACAUACACCUGUACUGUUCUGUGUCUAAAUAUACACCUGUGCUAUUCUGUGUCUACAUACACACCUGUACUGUUCUGUGUCUAUACAUACACCUGUACUGUUCUGUGUCUAAAUAUACACCUGUACUGUUCUGUGUCUUAGCAUAGACCUGUACUGUUCUGUCUUAACAUACACCUGUAGUGUUCUGUGUCUAAAUAUACACCUGUACUGUUCUGUGUCUUAACAUAGACCUGUACUUUUCUGUCUUAACAUACACCUGUACUUUUCUGUGUCUAAAUAUACACCUGUACUGUUCUUUGUCUAAAUAUACACCUGUACUGUUCUGUGUCUUAACAUACACCUUUACUGUUCUGUGUCUAUACAUACACCUGUACCGUUCUGCUGAACACAGGCAAAUUCUAGUGUUUGAGCAUAAAUUAAAGUCUGCCAUACAACAGUGGUUUAGCUAGAGUUGGUGUCACCCGGUGCGGUAAAAUCAAGGUGUCCCCUCCCCCCCCCCCGACUUUCACGAUGGGUUUCUUGUUGUUAAAAUCAGUUUACAGUAUAACAAUGACAAGAAAACAAACAAAUGAAUUGAAGGUCAGGAGGUAAAUGUAUAUGAGAACUGUAACAACGUUAAAUUAUUUUUAUUUUAUGAAAUUUAUUCUAUUUUAAAAUUUUCCUUUCCUGGUUUUCAAAGCUGCAAACCUGUCAAUCCCUUUCACCGUAUCGCUUUCAAUUGAUAGUAGAUCCAGAUCAGAGAGCUUGAGUGUCCCAUGAUGGUUUAUAAGUAGUUGUUGAUAAGACUUAUUUUUGAAAAGCUCCGCUCACAUGAAACCACAGAUAGACAGAUCGUUAGAAUCAUUUGAAGGCUUGGCGAGAGUAUUGGAAGAGAUUCCAAUUUAGCUAUGAAUUUCAAAACGUCAAACAUUCACCAGCCCAUGACUUUGUGAAAUUUAACAUGAGCUGCCUUUAGGUGUCUUCUAAGCCUUGGUAUUUCUUUUAAAAGUCCAUCUUCUGAUAACUCAUCAUAGAAAGAGGUUAAUCUUGGAACGGACACCAAUAGCUCUUCUUCACUUGCUGAUGGUAGACUCUAGGGUUGAACUCCCCAAAUAUAUCUGCUACUUCAUUGAUCUCUGAUGAUCUGAUCUGGAGUUCAGAAUGAAAGCAAUCAAUACACUCCAGCAUCUCCCUACAGUUUUCUUCUCACAGAGAAUUUUCCGUCGACGAAAUUUCAUUCAAACAAAUUUCAGGAUAUGAUUUUCAACCUACAGAAAAUUUGAAGGCUGCGAUGUGCUACACAAUGAGCAUCUCAAGGAAAAAAACAUCAACCUAUAUGUACUCUCUAAACAAGAACAUUCCCCAAUGAGUAUGAAAAAAUCCAUACCUUGGAAUUCUCUUCUCAAAUAACCUAAAAUGGUCACCCCCAUAUAAACACAAUUUCAAAAAAAAGCCAGCUCCACACUUGGUUUCAUUCGAAGAAAUCUGCGCCACUGCCAAACAUGUUGCAGACGAAAUGCCUAUUUCGCACUCGUCCGUCCAAAACUAGAAUAUGGUGCGAUCAUCUGGGACCCAUACCUAAAGCAAGACGUGGACAAGAUGGAGCGAAUGCGACGUAACACAGGGCGCUUCAUCGCAAGUAACAACAAAUCCACCACUUCUGGUUUCGUCACUGACCCCUUAAAGGCAGACGAGAAAAGCUCUGUCUAAUAUUCCUAUAUAAAGUGGUCAAGUGGCUAGUGCCGGCCACUUCUGCUAAUACCUAUCUCACCCCGCAGAAGGCAGCUCGCUCAAUCAGAGUCAAAUGUGCCAUAAACACUGACUUCACCUCUGACAACUUCAUGAGCAGUUACAUCCGGAACAAUGAUAAAUGCUUCACUGUGCCUCGGUGUAACACAGUCCAAUAUAAACAAUCAUUCUUCCCACGAACCAUAAUUGCUUGGAACCAACUGGACAAUGCCACUGUGGGUAACUCGACAUCAAUCGAGAGUUUCAAGGCUGGCCUGGCACCCGCUAGGAGCGGUUAGGAUAGCCGCAUAGUUUCCCAAACCGUUGCACAUAUGCCAGGACUUGGUUGCACCAACGUAGCCUAUCAGAAUCAGAAUCAGAUUAAAAGCUCCCAUCUCACUGUCGUUUUGUUAGACGUAGGACAAACACUGCUACAAGCGAGGGCUUAUUUCUACCCUUCGUUAUUUUGAAAAGAAGACUACGGCCACGGUUGUUUAGAAUUUGGGUAACAACCGGUGUGCGACACUGAAGUACACCACGUUACCUAGGUGAAACUUUCAUAAUGACCCUGUCAUUAAUAAAUAUUAUGUUAUUUUCAAUUGUUUUUUAAAAGGCGAGACUACUUAUUAAAUAUUGUCAAUGUUUAUGAAAGGGUUAUCUCCUAGGAUUGACUUGAUCAACGAAAUUAACUAACACACAUAUUCUGGUGAGGGUCUGAGAUGACUCUCUUCAGACCCCGGCUAGUUAAUUGGCUACCAGCUCCAUCUGUUGAGCUGUACAACAUUUUCCUCACAAAAGGUCCUCCAACCACCCUGGCUUCCCCCGGAAACAUCUAGUGAGGGACAUUCGGUCAACACGUGCGCAGGUGUCUCCGGGACCAGGCUUCAAUGCCGGCAGGUAGGAACCCUGUUGUUAUCCAUUUGCCAGAAAAAUGUGCCAAUGGGGCAGUGCUUGGUGCGCAUUUGCGUCACUAAGCUCUACUGUCUGCGGCCUAACACCCACCAUUGGUCUUGUUUGCUAGGAGUGGGCAAGUUUGAAAAGACGCCUCUGGUGGUCGUGCUGUCUGCCCAUUGCCUGUACCACUUCGUCCUGAAAUGGUCCACCAGCCAGUUCUUAAUUCCCUAAUAAGAUAAUGUUACCUCUGGCUGAGGCUGGGCAGCCCCGGUUUUCGCCAGUGUGUCCGCUUUCUCAUUGCCACUGACGUUGACAUGACCUGAGAUCCUCUGCACUGUGACCUUGCCUCCUAGUUCGCUGAUUUUGCACACGUCUAAGAAUAGAGCUCUAUGCCUUCUUGCGCCCGCACACAGACUUGUGUCAAUUUUUUUUGAAAGAUUGAGCUUUGUUGGUUGCCUGGGAGCAGAGGUCUUGUACAAAAUUAUGCAUUUGCAGUUUUUGAUCUAAUUUGACUCCCAUGUAAACCGGUUGCUUGUCCCAUUUGAGCGCUAAAUCGCCCACCUUCAGCUCAAUCUCUUGUUUGAAAAUGGUCCGCCCGUUGGUAAAGAGUGAAUAGACCGUCGUCUCGGUGUUGAUUUCCUGGUGCCACCACCGCAUGUACCUGUUGAUAGCAGAGAGGUCUUGCUGUAAUAGCGUUUGCAGGCGGUGGAUAUCCUUAACGGUGCUCCAGGUGAUCAAAUCAUCGACAUACAUAGCGGCACUAGAUGCUAAAGUAAGUGGCAAGUCAUUGAUGUAGCCUAGGAAAAUAGUGCAACUGAGGGAUGACCCUUGCGGGAUCCAUUCUUCAAGGGUUCUUUCCUGGAGGUUUCGCUGCCGAAUUUUGUGUUGAUUGUCGGGUUUGUUUGAAAACCGAAAACCCAACUGUACAUAUUUGCCGUUACUCUCAACUUUUGCAACUUCAGCAAUAGACUAGACCUCCAAACUCGGUCAUAGGCUUGUCGGAGGUAAAAAAAUACAGCCACCGUACGCGACUUUUUGUGGAGCCCAACGGAACUCUAUUUAUUAAUUCCCUUUGAAAAUCAUCAAUAAAGAAAUUAAAUCAAUACAUAUUAUUGUAGAUAAUUACUUUUUAAAUUAACUUGUAUGUCUUUCAGUAACCAUGAGAAUUCAAAUUCGUUAAUUUGAUAUAGAAGGAUUGUGACAAGGUUGUAAGAAGGUUGUAAGACGGUUGUAAGACGGUUGCAAAAAGGUUGUAAGAAGGAUGUAAGAAGGCUGUAAGACGGUGGUAAGACGAUUGUAAGAAGGUGGUAAGAAGGUUGUAAAACGGUUGUAAGAAGGUUGUCAGAAGGUUGUAAGACGGUUGUAAGACGAUUGUAAGAAGGUUGUAAGAAGGUUGUAAGAUGGUUGUAAGAAGGUUGUAAGAAGGUUGUAAAAAAGUUGUAAGACGUUGUUAGACAGUUGUAAGAAGGUUGUAAGACGGUUGUAAGAAGGAUGUAAGACGGUUGUAAAAAAGUUGUAAUACUAUUGUAAGGAGAUUGUUAAAUUUUGUAAGACGGUUGUAAGAAGGUUGUAAGACGGUUCUAAGAAGGUUUUAAGACGGUUUUAAGAAGGUUGUAAGACGGUUGUAAGAAGGUUGUAAGACGGUUGUAAGAUGGUUGUAAGAAGGUUGUAAGAUGGUUGUAAGAAGGUUGUAAGAUGGUUGUAAGAAGGUUGUUAGAGAGUUGUAAGAAGGUUGUAAGAUGGUUCUAGAAGAGUGUAAGACGGUUGUAAGAAGGUUGUAAGAAGGUUGUAAGAAAGUUGUAAGACGGUUGUAAGACGGUUGUAAGAAGGUUGUAAGAAGGUUGUAAGACGGUUGUAAGAAGGUUGUAGAAGAUGGUAAGAUGGUUGUAAGAUGGUUGUAAGAAGGUUGUAAGACGGUUGUAAGAAGGUUGUAAGACGGUUGUAAGAAGGUUGUAGAAGAUUGUAAGACGGUUGUGAGAAGGUUGUAAGACGGUUGUAAGAAGAUUGUAGAAGAUUGUAAGACGGUUGUAAGAAGGUUGGAAGACGGUUGGAAGACGGUUGUAAGAAGGUUGUAAGCAGGUUGGAAGACUGUUGUAAGAAGGUUAUAAGACGGUUGUAAGAAGGUUUUAAGACGGUUGUAGAAGAUUGUAAGACGGUUGUAAGAAAGUUGUAAGCAGGUUGUAAGACGGUUGUAAGAAGGUUGUAAGACGGUUGUAAGAAGGUUGUAGAAGAUUGUAAGACGGUUGUAAGAAGGUUGUAAGAAGGUUGUAGAAGAUUGUAAGACGGUUGUAAGAAGGUUGUAAGACGGUUGUAAAAAGGUUGUAAGACGGUUGUAAAACGGUUGUACAAGAUUGUAAGACGGUUGUAAGAAGGUUGUAAGACGGUUGUAGAAGAUUGUAAGACGGUUGUAAAAAGGUUGUAAGAAGGUUGUAGAAGAUUGUAAGACGGUUGUAAGAAGGUUGUAAGAAGGUUGUAGAAGAUUGUAAGACGGUUGUAAGAAGGUUGUAAGACGGUUGUAAGAAGGUUGUAAGACGGUUGUAAAACGGUUGUACAAGAUUGUAAGACGGUUGUAAGAAGGUUGUAAGACGGUUGUAGAAGAUUGUAAGACGGUUGUAAAAAGGUUGUAAGAAGUUUGUAGAAGAUUGUAAGACGGUUGUAAGAAGGUUGUAAGCAGGUUGGAAGACUGUUGUAAGAAGUUAUAAGACGGUUGUAAGAAGGUUUUAAGACGGUUGUAGAAGAUUGUAAGACGGUUGUAAGAAAAUUGUAAGACGGUUGUAAGAAGGUUGUAAGCAGGUUGUAAGCAGGUUGUAAGACGGUUGUAAGAAGGUUGUAAGACGGUUGUAAGAAGGUUGUAGAAGAUUGUAAGACGGUUGUAAGAAGGUUGUAAGAAGGUUGUAGAAGAUUGUAAGACGGUUGUAAGAAGGUUGUAAGACGGUUGUAAGAAGGUUGUAAGCAGGUUGGAAGACUGUUGUAAGAAGGUUAUAAGACGGUUGUAAGAAGGUUUUAAGACGGUUGUAGAAGAUUGUAAGACGGUUGUAAGAAAGUUGUAAGACGGUUGUAAGAAGGUUGUAAGCAGGUUGUAAGACGGUUGUAAGAAGGUUGUAAGACGGUUGGAAGAAGGUUGGAAGACGGUAGGAAGACGGUUGUAAGAAGGUUGUAAGCAGGUUGGAAGACUAUUGUAAGAAGGUUGUAAGACGGUUGUAAGAAGGUUUUAAGACGGUUUUAAGAAGGUUGUAAGACGGUUGUAAGAACGUUGUAAGAUGGUUGUAAGAAGGUUGUAAGAUGGUUGUAAGAAGGUUGUUAGAGAGUUGUAAGAAGGUUGUAAGAUGGUUCUAGAAGAGUGUAAGACGGUUGUAAGAAGGUUGUAAGAAGGUUGUAAGAAGGUUGUAAGACGGUUGUAAGAUGGUUGUAAGAAGGUUGUAAGAUGGUUGUAAGAAGGUUGUAAGAUGGUUGUAAGAAGGUUGUAAGAAGGUUGUUAGAAGGUUGUAAGACGGUUGUAAGACGGUUGUAAGAAGGUUGUAAGACGGUUGUAAGAAGGUUGUAGAAGAUGGUAAGACGGUUGUAAGAUGGUUGUAAGAAGGUUGUAAGACGGUUCUAAGAAGGUUGUAAGACGGUUGUAAGAAGGUUGUAGAAGAUUGUAAGACGGUUGUAAGAAGGUUGUAAGACGGUUGUAAGAAGGUUGUAGAAGAUUGUAAGACGGUUGUAAGAAGGUUUGAAGUCGGUUGGAAGACAGUUGUAAGAAGGUUGUAAGCAGGUUGGAAGACUGUUGUAAGAAGGUUGUAAGACGGUUGUAAGAAGGUUUUAAGAUGGUUGUAGAAGAUUGUAAGACGGUUGUAAGAAAGUUGUAAGACGGUUGAAAGAAGGUUGUAAGCAGGUUUUAAGACGGUUGUAAGAAGGUUGUAAGACGGUUGUAAGAAGGUUGUAGAAGAUUGUAAGACGGUUGUAAGAAGGUUGUAAGAAGGUUGUAGAAGAUUGUAAGACGGUUGUAAGAAGGUUGUAAGACAGUUGUAUGAAGGUUGUAAGACGGUUGUAAAACGGUUGUACAAGAUUGUAAGACGGUUGUAAAAAGGUUGUAAGACGGUUGUAGAAGAUUGUAAGACGUUUGUAAAAAGGUUUUAAAAAGGUUGUAGAAGAUUGUAAGACGGUUGUAAGAAGGUUGUAGAAGAUUGUAAGACGGUUGCAAGAAGGUUGUAAGACGGUUGUAAGAAGGUUGUAAGACGGUUGUAAGAAGGUUAUAGAAGAUUGUAAGACGGUUGUAAGAAGGUUGUAGAAGAUUAUAAGACGGUUGUAAGAAGGUUGUAAGACGGUUGUAAGAAGUUUGUAAGACGGUUGUAAGACGGUUGUAAGAAGUUUGUAAGACGGUUGUAAGACGCUUGUAAGAAGGUUGUAAGACGGUUGUAAGACGGUUGUAAGAAGUUUGUAAGAUGGUUCUAGAAGAGUGUAAGACGGUUGUAAGAAGGUUGUAGAAAAUUGUAAGACGGUUGUAAGAUGGUUGUAAGCAGAUUGUAAGACGAUUGUAAAAAAGUUGUAAGACGGUUAUAAGAAGGUUUUAAGAUCUAAGUAAGAAGGUUGUAUGAAUAUUGUAAAAAGGUUGUUCGACGGUUGUUCGACGGUUGUAAGAAAAUUGUAAGCGGAACAGGAAGCGAUGUCCUUAUUUAAACAAGUGGACGCAGCCAAGGCCUCGGGACCAGACAAAUUAAGUGGUCGGCUCAUUAAACUAUCUUCAGAGUAACUCUCUUGCAUUUGUGUUACAUAUUUAAUAAAUCUUAUGUUACUCACACAAUACCAGCAACUUGGAAAACUUCAUAAAUAAUACCAAUUCCAAAGAAAAAUGAGGUAACACGCAACAACGACAUACGACCAGUUGCACUUACCUCUAUUGUCAUGAAAUGUUUUGAGAAAAUAAUUCUAAAAGAAAUUUUGAAUGAAGUACAGCAAAAACUUGACCCCCUCCAAUUUGCUUACAAACCUGCCAGAAGUACGUAGGAUGCAAUCUUACUAUUGUUGGAGAGACUUUACCAUUACAUAGAAAGUCCUAAAACAUAUGCCAGAGUGCUUUUCUUAGACUUCUCAUCAGCUUUUAACACUUUCCAACCACACCUUAUGAUAAAGAAACUUUCCUCGUUAGGUGUCAAUUUAAAUAUUCAGGCUUGGAUACUGAACUUUUUAACCACUCGACCACAAUAUGUCAAAGUAAAUAACCAAGUAUCAUCUAACCAGAGAAAUAAGCACCGGGGCACCACAAGGCUGCGUUCUCUCUCCUGUACUGUAUACAAUAUAUACACAUGAUUUAUUCAAAGCUCAAGUGACGCCGUUCCAAUCUUAAAAUUUGCUGAUGAUACCACAAUUGUUGGCUUAAUAUCUGAAGGAGAAGGCCCUUACCGCAACUUAGUUACAAGCUUUAUUAAUUGGUGCGAUGAGAAUUUUCUCCAGUUGAAUGUCUCAAAAACAAAGGAAAUGGUUGUUGAUUUCAGGAGGGGGAAACACCAGAUUACAGAUCUCAACAUAACAAAUCAAAUUGUAGAGAAGGUGGAGACAUACAAGUACUUAGGUGUCACCAUUAAUAAUAAGCUAACAUCGCAUGAGCACAACCAAAUGCUGUAUAAGAAAUUCAACCAAAGACUGUUCUACCUCAAAAAACUGUACAAUUUCGGUGUAAACAAACAAGUCGUUAACUUAUUCUACAGUGCAACUAUUGGAAGCCUCCUUAAUUUCAGUAUUACCUGCUGGUGUGGGAAUUAAACGUCUGAUAUUAAACACCACAUAAACCAACUUAUCAAGAAAGCUAGGAACAUAACACAAACUAAACAUCCUUCACUUGAAGAACUAUUUGAAGAAAGGUGUUUUUGUAAAACUAAACACAUUUUGGAUGAUACAUCCCACCCUCUUCAUCACAGAUACUUUGGAUCGGGGCGUUCGGGACGAAUUCUUUCCAUCAGGGCGAGGACUGACAGAUAUAAAAAUUCUUGUGUUCCUCAAUCUGUAUAAAUUUACCGGCGUGCUCCCUCUGAAAUCAUUCAUCUUUAUGAGCACUAAUAAGUCCCCGAUGGCAAAGAGAACACACUGAAAGGCUGUUAGAGAUAAUUUAUUAUAAAUGUCUUGUCUUCAAUUUGUUUUAUUUAUGUGCUGAAAAUGUGUAAUGCAAUCAAAAAACAUUUCCAUUUAUUUGGAUCGAUAAAGUAAUCUUAUCUUAUCGUAAGAAGGUUGUAAGAAGGUUAUAAGAAUGUUGUAAGACGGUUGUAACUGGGAAACUUACAGUUGAUGUAACACAAGAAAUGGGUGUAUUAAUGUAAAUGGGGAAACUAACAGUUAAAUGCAUUUAUAAAACUAACACUUAAGUAUCCAAAAGUUAUAAAUACUUAAAUAAAUGCAGAUAUAUUUAGAUUUUAGAAUAAUUAUAUUGAUUCGAUUUCCUUAGAAUAUUAAACAAACUCUGAUCAUUUUUUAGAAGACUCCGAAAGUAUUUGCUCGUUUGUUUUAAACCGGAUAUGGCCAGUUUAGGACAUUCAUUUUUUUAAAUGUUUUUAUAGUUUUACGUCGAGGCCUAUGUUGUCAAACAUAUUUGCUUGUUAAAUUUUGCGAGAAUUGACCACUGAUAAAUUAUAUUUGAAAUAGUAGAACAAGUGAUGUGGACGCUUGAGUCAGAAGGCAGGACAAUAAGAUAAGAGCGCUUCGGCUAAGAGCCUUCCUCGGGAGACAGGACAAUGAAAAUACGACAAUAAACUAGAUAAUAUCACAAGUGAUCGUCAUUGUUAUAGGUUAUAUUUUUAUUUGAUGUAAUCGAUUCCUUCCAUGAGACUGAAUAACAGAACAGAAAACAAUGGUUAAGUUAUUGGCUUUAAAAAGAUCGAUCCAUUUUUUUGUAUCAAUGUCAAAUUGACAGUUGCGCUGGUUAAGUGGAAAGUAUUUAUUCUGGUAAUGGAGUAAAUAUCCUUACUUUUUUUCAAUCAAUGAUUGCGGGUAUAUAAGAAUUCCAUCACUUUAAACGCUGAAACAUUUUCCUGACACUCAUCUUUUCUUGGUUGGUGUGCGUCAGCUUCUAGACUCUCCAUCUGGAUUAUCUUCAAGGAAGACAUGAACCUUCUGUUGGACUACGCUAUAUUUUUGGGUAUUGAAAUAAUGAUGUUUUAACAAAUGUUGUUAGCUCACUACUUUGUAAAGAUGGUAUUGUAAAAAAAUCAUGUAGCAAUAAUAACAUAUUUCCAAAUUGAUUCUUAUAAUAAAAAGUAGGUUAUAACUUAUGAUCAAUUUAUAAAGGCAUAUGGAAUAUAUUAUUUUUGUUACAAUCAUUGUAAAUGCAUCUUUAUUUGUGUUUUAAACAGUAUCCGAUGUUCAGUGUAUAUCCUAUACUUUUAUUUAUGUGAAUGUUGUGCUAAAAUUGAAAAUGGAACGUUUGAUCUUCACCUAUUUGAAUGUGCGCCUUGGAUUCAUCGCUAACUUAUUUUUGUUAUAACCCUAAGGCGAAUUUCUUUGAUGUUCUGGAGUGCCUUUAAAAAUGUUAUAUUGGCGUCUAUCUUACCCUGUCAUCAAAUAGAAACUCGUUUAAAUUAGAACGAGCUAUUGGUCAAAAAAGUAAAGAGGGUUAGAAGCGUUAGAAAAAUUAAGAAAAACAGGAGGGGGGAGGGGGUUACAAACUCCCAACCACCAAAGUCAAAACCACCACAGCCUAUAUGGCAUGUGAAUAAACAUCAGCCAACUAUAGAAGAUAAUGUUAGCGUUAAAAGUCAAAAGUCAAGUCCGCUGAUGUAACUUUUGAAAGUCAACGAAUAAAAACCAUAAUAAAGUUAUGCUUGUUAUACAUAUGUACAGCAAUGGCUUGGAAUAUAAUUGUGCUCCAUUUAUUUAUUUUUUAAAACCAGGUUAUUUCCUAAAACAACAUUACCAUAUAAUUUUAAUAAGACUAUCAUAUUGCUUAUUAUUUUCAGAAGUAUUUUUUAUAGCGCUUACCAAUGGAAGUUCAGCAAGAUUUGAUAAAAUAACGCGACCAUCUUGUGGGCCCACACGACUGUCUCCAGGUUGGGUGGAUAAGUCAAAACUAUCAUGUGCAGCCAGGUGUAAGGCUAGGUAAAUUAAAUAUAAUACAAGAUAUAGAGCAAUACAUCUAACCCAUUUUAAACAAUCUUAAACAGUUUCAAUAUUUUAAGGAGAUUAGAUUGCCUGUACGCUAAGCAAAGUAGAAUUUAGCACCUUUUUAAGCCAUGUAAAAUUUUUUCUAAGUUUAUUUUUUCUUGAUGCAUUAUAAAUAAACAAUCUACAAAAACAUGUUUUGUGGUAUAAAUCCUUUAUAAAUGUAAAAUCGAGCAAUGGGGAUUGGGCUGUUACUUUGACAAAACAUGCAUACAUGUAACGCACUUAUCGAGCAGUGGGGAUUGGGCAGUUACUUUGACAAAACAUGCAUACAUGUAACGCACUUAUCGAGCAGUGGGGAGUGGGCUGUUACUUUGACAAAACAUGCAUACAUGUAACGCACUUAUCGAGCAAUGGGGAUUGGGCUGUUACUUUGACAAAACAUGCAUACAUGUAACGCACUUAUCGAGCAAUGGGGAUUGGGCUGUUACUUUGACAAAACAUGCAUACAUGUAACGCACUUAUCGAGCAGUGGGGAUUGGGCUGUUACUUUGACAAAACAUGCAUACAUGUAACGCACUUAUCGAGCAAUGGGGAUUGGGCUGUUACUUUGACAAAACAUGCAUACAUGUAACGCACUUAUCGAGCAAUGGGGAUUGGGCUGUUACUUUGACAAAACAUGCAUACAUGUAACGCACUUAUCGAGCAAUGGGGAUUGGGCUGUUACUUUGACAAAACAUGCAUACAUGUAACGCACUUAUAAGAAGAUUUAUAGUGCUCCCCCCCCCCCAUGCUCGCAACCCCAUAUUUAUUUCACGCCCCUGAACUAUAUUACUAAUGUAAUGACCCACCCGUAUAUUUAUUAUUGAACUAACUAUUUCAUAAAAGUUAAAGAAAAUAUAACGCACCAAAUGCAUUUGCGAUAUUUUUUUAAUUUUUUUUUUGGAAAGAAUCUCAUUUAGCGCAGGUCUUGGAAAGAAUCUCAUUUAGCGCAGGUCUCGGGAAUUUUCCUUUAUGUUCCCCUUGAAAAAAAAAAGAAAGAAAAUACUGAUUUUUGGGGGGUUGGGGUUGGGUUGUGGGACUGAACAUUUGAAAGAAUGGGUUCUCAUUUGCAACGAGUCUAUGUGCCGAGUUUCAGCUCGAUAGCUUGACGGGAAGUGGGUCAAUGAGACGUCCGCAGAUUUUGCCACCCAGGAACAAACAAAAGCGAAGUUGAGAUACAGGACUUUUUUUAAAGUGUUCACUUUAUUUUAAAUAAAAAUUGUUGAGUUGACAUGUUAUAAUUAGUCUCUCUUACUGUUCGAACCACUGAUGUUUUGCAAAUUUAAAAUAAUCCUCUAAUUGUAGUUCAGUUGAAUAUAUUUUAAAUCUUGGUCAAUGUUAUUUGAAUAAGAACAAUGACUGGCAAGAUUUUUUUUAAAAAUGUUUGUAUUAUUUAUAUUUUUUACCGAAACCUUCAGCUGCAUGGGGAGAGAAAUAUGAUUUUUUUCAUUAGAAUGUUCAAUGAUCUCCCUUAAAUGAAUUCAUCCUAUUUAACAUUCUAUAAUCUAAGACAUCCAACAGUUUGUCGUAGUUUCAUGUACAACAAAACCACCAAACUGUGUACACCUGGCGGGGACAUUAAUAGCGCCUACCCAUCACCAUCUACGGUGGAAGGUGAUCUCUACUAUCAAGGUUUCAAGUAAGUUAUAUCAUUCGUACUUGAAUGGAAUAACGCAACUAAUGUUAUUAUGGUUAUAAUGAAAUGGGGUCAAUCAAAUUUUAAAAAGAAUAAUAUCCCAGAUUAUUGAAAUGUUCCCCCUUAUUACAAUUAGAAUUAUAUCAUUUAUAGUCAACCAUCAAUCAAUAGCAUUGUCAUAUUUGCGUCUAUCUAUCCAUUUUCAUAUUUGAUCGGGUGAUCAUUCCCAACACACCAAAAUUUCUUUCGGGAUCUUUCGGGAAUUCUGAAUUUUUCUACUUCAGUAAACAGUGGCACAGCUUAGAUUGGUGCCGCAAGGAAUAUAGAAUAUGUACAAACCAGUUUUCUUGCAUUGUCGGCUCCUCCGUCAUUUGAACACUUUUUACAAUGAGCUGAGUUAAAAUUAGCUAUGUGAGUUAAUAAUAACUAUGUUGAGUUAAAAUUAGCUAUGUGAGUUAAUAAUAACUAUGUUGAGUUAAAAUUAGCUAUGUGAGUUAAUAAUAACUAUGUUGAGUUAAAAUUAGCUAUGUGAGUUAAUAAUAACUAUGUUGAGUUAAAAUUAGCUAUGUGAGUUAAUAAUAACUAUGUUGAGUUAAAAUUAGCUAUGUGAGUUAAUAAUAACUAUGUUGAGUUAAUAUUAGCUAUGUGAGUUAAUAAUAACUAUGUUGAGUUAAUAUUAGCUAUGUGAGUUAAUAAUAACUAUGUUGAGUUAAUAUUAGCUAUGUGAGUUAAUAAUAACUAUGUUGAGUUAAUAUUAGCUACUUUGAGUUAAAAUUAGCUAUGUUAGUUAAUAUUAGCUAUGUUGAAUUAAUAUUAGUUAUGUUUUAGUUAAAAUUAGCUUUCUAAAUCACUGGUAGGCUUCAUACUUCCCUUUAGCCGUGAAAGACCGAACACCAACGAAAAAGUCUAGCGGCAGCUUGAACGCUUCGAAAAUUAAAACCUAGCCAAACUUGGUGUCCAUAAAUGUUCAGAAUAAAAAUUGUCACGUACGACGCUGAGAUGGCGCUCUCAGAAGCAAAACUUGAAACUGCUGACCAAGUAGAUGUGUUGCUAGCUCAAUGUAUUGGUAUCGCAAGACGCUCUGUGGUGUGUGUGGGGAGCGGGGGAGUCCUUCCUUGGCGUGCAGUAUAAAAUAAUAGUUUCUUUAAAGUCCGAUACAACAUUAAGAGCUCCUAAGAAGGUUUGCGCUGGAAAUGAUGUGCAAUCAACGUCACUCACCAGUACAAUGUCCAACGGUAGUAAUGCCCAAAGGGUCAAAUGGCACACAGGUAACAAUACCAAAUGGGUAAUAAUGCCCGCACAGGUAAUUAUACCAAAAGGUUAACAAUGCCCAAAGGGUCAUAAUGCACACAGGUAAUAAUGCCCUAAGGGCAAUAAUGCCAACAGUUAUUAAUGCGAAAAAGGUAAUAAUGCCCAAAGGACAAGAAUACCCACAGGUAACAAUUUCCAAAGGGUGAUAAUAUCCACAAGGAAUAAUGCCCACCCGUAAUAAUAUCCAUCGGUGAUAUAUCGAACCAGUAGUAAUGCCCAAAGGGUAAUAAUGCCCCCCCCCCACUGGUAGAGCACUUUAAAACAUUGUUUAUUUCAAAUUUAAUGUUAAAAAGGUGUCAGAUGCUUCUUAAAGAAACCUAAACUGUGUCAGUCUGAUAACUCCCCGAGUUUAGAAUAAAAGGAGGCUGUUGGUUUGUUCCUUCCUUUUUUUUUUUUUGCUUUUUUUUAUUUUUUUUUAUUUUUUUUUUUUUUUUUUUUUUUUUUUUUUUUUUUUUUUUUGUGUUUUUUUUUUUUUUUUUUUUUUUUUGUGGGGGGGGGGUUGGGGUGGGGGGUGGGGAGGGGGGUUUGAAGCAAACAAAUUGCGUAUUGAUAUGAUAAGAUUCAAAGCGGAUUUGGGCGACUAAGUUUAUGUUACAUAUUUUCCCUUUAAAGUCUCGAAGAGCAGAUGCUACAAUUGCAAGAUCAAAAUUCCGCUUUAAUGAAAAUUUAAAUCUAUUUUAAUUUGAAGUAAAUAUGGCACUUAUCUAUCCCUCGAGUUCAGUAAUAGUUCAAUCAAACAGUUUGACAAUAACUCCACCAACGAGAUUAUUGUAACAGCCAUGAAACAUCUUAUAUUAAGACUAAACCUAAAAGGCGACAAAAUACGGGGCCACUAAAACUAUUUCAUUUUUUUUAUUAUUUUUUUUUUGUAAAUAAACUUUAAAAAUAUUGGAAGGAUUUUUAAUAUCUCUUAUGAAUUUUUAUAAUUCCGUCAAUAACUUUACGAAUGUUAGAAGAGUUUCUACUUUUUAAAUGUAUUCUUAAAUAUCCAUGCCUUCAUAUUUUCUAGAGUCGUAAGCUCAGUACAGGCAACAGUAAAUGUCGCCUUCUUCUAUGGAACGUACAGUUACGCGGAUUCUGAGACUAACUGUGAGUGCUUAAAUUCUCAUCUUUUCGUGAUGGAUACUUGGAACAAAUGGAGUCUCCUGGAUGACAUUGUAAGACCACGAAGUUAUACCUGGAUUGGUCUGGACGACAGGACGGUCGAAGGCAAAUUUGUGUGGGCAAACACCAGUCGAUUUAUUGAUCCAAUUUUAAAACAGCUCAUAUUUCAAGCUGGUCAACCAUAUAGCGGAAAUAGCGAUGCUCAAGACUGUGUAGCAGUUACUGACAUUUUACUGCAAUUAGAUGACAUAGAAUGUGGGAAACGUAUGAGCCACAUUUGUGAGAGACCAACCUAUCAAUGAGGUGUAAAGGGUUUUCAGAAAAAGAUCUGCAAUAAAGCAAAUGU